This is a messenger RNA of Planococcus citri (citrus mealybug), 492 nucleotides long. RefSeq lists its product as uncharacterized. Lineage: Eukaryota; Metazoa; Arthropoda; Insecta; Hemiptera; Pseudococcidae. Gene Ontology annotation, cellular component: nucleosome. Gene Ontology annotation, molecular function: structural constituent of chromatin; DNA binding; protein heterodimerization activity. Bases 1 to 492 code for a protein of 163 amino acids. The transcript has a single exon. The record is from RefSeq and is a predicted model, not a curated record.
AUGAGCUCGAAGAGUCGUUACGAUUUGAGAAACGCGAUCGUGGUCAGAGAAGGAGAACCUGCUAGACCUCAAGCUCCAGGAUAUGAAGAUCAGCAAAAUAAUCCCAAUGCGUUGCCGGUUACCAGCCCAAUAAGAGAUCGCGUUAAGUCAAAAAAACCAUCAUCGCGACCGGAUGGAAAAAGACCAAGACGCAUUAAACCGUCGCCGAUUAAAAAAAGACAAAAUCGCGUUCAGAGAGAAAUUCGAAAAUACCAAAGUUCGACGGAUCUGCUUAUCAGAAAAUUACCUUUUCAAAGGCUGGUUCGAGAAAUCAGUCAAGACUUUCUAGCAGCUCCUCGAUUCCAAUCGCAAGCGAUCAUAGCUUUACAAACAGCCGCCGAGCAAUACCUAACAGAAUUAUUCGAAGCAGCUAAUUUAUUCGCAAUACAUGCGAAACGAGUAACAAUCAGACCAAAUGAUAUUCAAGCAGUCAGAACGAUAAGAGGAGAGUAA